Sclerotinia borealis F-4128 is the source of this 684-nucleotide messenger RNA. Lineage: Eukaryota; Fungi; Ascomycota; Leotiomycetes; Helotiales; Sclerotiniaceae. The record is from the annotation of a GenBank genome assembly.
AUGCUUUCAUACGAAAAUCGUUCCAAUAUGGCUCAACCAACUCCAGCCAUGCCUGACCAUUUGCCAAUAUCGACCUCGUCGUCGGCCUCAAAUUCAAUGACCAAUGGCGCAUCAAGACAGCCUCAGCCAGAUCACUCUCACAUCUGGUUGAUUACCGGUCCUGCUGGAUGUGGCAAAAGCACCGUAGGCCAAUAUGUUGCCAAAGCGAUGAACUUACCAUAUAUUGAAGGAGACGAGUACCACCCACAAACAAAUAUUGAUAAGAUGGCCCAAGGCAUACCUCUCAACGACGCCGAUCGCUGGGACUGGCUGACCAAGCUCCGCGACGAAUCCGUCAACCGUCUGAACUGCGGCUCCCAAGGUGUCGUCCUUACUUGCUCUGCCCUGAAACGCAAAUACCGCGACGUCAUCCGUGUAGCUUCCUACUACAACCACAAUGUUCUCGUUCACUUCGUAUAUCUGCAUGCGAGCGAGGAAACAUUACUCGAGAGAGUCGGUGCUCGCAAGGGUCAUUUCAUGGGUGCAAAUAUGGUUCAUAGUCAAUUUGGCAUCCUCGAGCCACCUACCAAAGACGAGACGGAUGUGAUCCAGGUGGAUGUUAGUGGAUCUUUAGAAGAGGUCGAGCGAGAUGCAUUGGCGAAGAUUCAUACGGCGAUACAGAAAGAAUUGGCUAGGGAUUCAUGA